Orbicella faveolata is the source of this 1891-nucleotide messenger RNA. RefSeq lists its product as uncharacterized. Lineage: Eukaryota; Metazoa; Cnidaria; Anthozoa; Scleractinia; Merulinidae. The record is from RefSeq and is a predicted model, not a curated record.
AAGAGAGGAUGGAAGAUAGAUAUUGACAACAAUGAAACCAGACUCUUUUUUCAAGUGAACCAUCCAGACCUUAUCAAAGAGGUCUGUGACAUGGCCAAGAAGGGUGUCCUGAGCCAAGAUGUCCUUUCAUAUAUGCUCUCUACAGUUGAUCUGGAUCUCUACAUCAACAAGUCAAAUGAUGGGUUUGGGGCGAAGAAACAAGAUGAAAAAACUUGUUAUGCAAAUGCAUCUGCCGCUGUUUUACACCUUGCCAUGAAGCGCAUCAUAGAGCGAGAUGGCGGUUAUCCAGAUUUCUUUGAAGUGAGGCGUGAAUUGAUUGCUAAAUAUGGAGAGCACGGAGCCACAACCAAAAGAGUUCUUGAAGAAGUUUGUCCAAAGUAUCGUCUGAAGUGCAAAGAGGUAGAUGCUAUUGAUGCUAUGAAAGCUGUCUCUGAAAAAAGACCAGUGGUUGCAAGAUUUUCUCUGAGUGGAGCCCAGUGGGAUCAGUUCUACCAGUUCUAUGAGCAAAAUCCCAAGGGAAUCCUUACAAGAUCCUACCUUGAUUCAAAGCAUCACCCUACAAGCAGCCGUGGUGGCCAUGCAGUAGUUCUGACAAGUUAUGAUGCCGAGAGCUUGCGUCUGAUGAAUUCAUGGGGGGAUGACUGGGCAGACAAUGGGUUCUUCAGGGUGCAGAAUGCAAAUGUCCUACCAGGCCUAAAAUUCUUUGACGUGUUCUGGACUUCGGACGACUUAAGUCCAGAAGAAAAGAGAGUCAAAAAACAGCAUGGUCCUAAAAUUGCUGCCAAAUUGAUGAGAUCACUGAAAGGAAUUCAGGCAGCCAAAUACAAGUGUCCCUUAUGCACUGUUGAAUCAAAAGUAGUGGAUUACUCUGGCCAUCUACUGGGAGCAAAUUGUCCUUCAUGCAGAGGAACUUUCAAUGCCAAUGAUGCAGGUGGUGACUUGGCAUUAAAUCUAUAUCUGACAUCAUUGAUGCACUAGGUGCUUCUGACUGUUGAAGUACAGUCAACUUACUCUCAGUCAAAGGGAUAUAUAAACCUGACAGACUUGGCCAUCAGCAGAGAGUGGCUAUGUAAAGAAUGUAAUAUUUAAGGGCUAAAAGUAGGGCAAUAAGUUCUAGAUAGUUAGGUUUUCUCCUGUCGUGUGGGGGGGAGGGAACUUCCAUAAAUUUCGGAUAUGUGUGUGCUGCAAAGGGUCUUCUAAAAACCCUGACCCUAUUUAAGGAUGAUGGACAUGGAAAAUGUCACCCUAUUUAAGGCCCAAAGCCAAAAAAUGACACCCUAUUGAAGGGAAAAUCAAAUGCUAAGAAUAGCGUGCAUGGGCUGGCUUUAUUUCGUUUCUGGAACACUCUAAGUUAACCAAAGGUUCAGUUCUAACAGAUCAUUUGUAUUUUGUUUAGCUGGGCAUUUAUGCACUGCAAUUUUAGCUGAUACAACUUUGGUACCCUAUCUAAGGAUCACAUCUGGAACACAAUAUGCCAAGAGGGAUAAAAAUGAUACCCUAUUUAAGGAUCAAGAACCUCAAAAACCCUACCCUAUCCUGUGGCACAUAGCCCAUUUAUGGGAGUACNCCCCCCCCCACCCUUCCAGCUCCUGUCAUUUCAGUCUUCUGUAAAUCUUGCUCAGCUCCGUAGCAAGCAGACGUUUCAAGUCUGAAUUGCAGAAUUCAAAAUGUCACCAUGCAGUCAGGGUGAAAUGCGGCAGAGUUUGUCAUAUUGCAAAAUUUGCAAAUAGUAUUUCACUGUUCUUUUGUUGCUUAUUGUAUGUAAAAUUUCAGAUAUCAACAGAAAAACUUGUGGAUAUAAAGGAAAUCAAACUGAUUCAAUCUACCACUCUGGUUGUCUAAUUCAAGGAGAAGUUGAAUGCCAUUUGUCAUAAAUUUGUUUUUAAUCUUU